Ipomoea nil (Japanese morning glory) is the source of this 1332-nucleotide messenger RNA. Its product is annotated as late embryogenesis abundant protein D-34-like. Lineage: Eukaryota; Viridiplantae; Streptophyta; Magnoliopsida; Solanales; Convolvulaceae. The transcript is spliced from 3 exons. Bases 300 to 1109 code for a protein of 269 amino acids. The record is from RefSeq and is a predicted model, not a curated record.
AAAAAAUACUACUUGUAGAAGAAGGAACUACUACAAGGCAGCCAAAAAUAUAGGCAUGCAAAUAGAAUGUGGUGGUAGUAUGUAUGGUACCAGCUGUAAGUUAUAUUUGAAGUGUUUCCCUAAUCCUCUCAACACGUAUCAACCCAUCUCUCAUUAUCUGUCCUCCACCGCUAUUCAUGCAUCAUCCCUCUCAUGCACGCCGCAGAUAUAAAACCACAUUCCACUCCACAACAUUUCCAGACAUAAACAUCGUACAUCUUCAAUUCUCUGUUGAAUAUUAUUAGUGUGUAAUAAUUAUAAUGAGCCAGCAACAAGCCAGAAGGCCGGAGAGCGGUGACCAAGAGCCCAUCAAGUAUGGAGACGUGUUUGACGUCUCCGGCCAACUCGCAGCCAAACCUAUAACCCAGCAAGACGCCGCCGCCAUGCAGUCCGCCGAGAACACCGCGUUUGGCCAGACGAUUAAGGGCGGCCCCGCCGCUGUCAUGCAAUCAGCAGCCGCGCGUAAUGUCAGGAAUGCCCGCGUUGACCCCGACAACGUCACCGACGUUGUCAGAGAACAGGGCGUUUCUGUUAAAGAAGAUGAUAUUGCCGGCCGCCGUUUCGUCACUGAAGCCAUCGGUGGAGAUGUUGUGGGGAAAUAUAUACGACCACCUGCGGAGGAGAAGACGCCGCCGCCGCCGCCACCCCCGGCGGCGGGUGUUGUGAGCGAUGAUAUAACCAUCGGAGAAGCCCUAGAGGCGACUGCAAUUUCCGCCGGGGACAAGCCCGUCGGCAAAAGCGACGCCGCCGCAAUACAGGCUGCGGAAGUCAGAGCUACCGGCUUAGGACAUAUUCUGCCGGGAGGAGUAGGAGCCGACGCCCAACGCGCCGCAGAAAUCAACGCUAGAACUACAACAGAUGAGUUCAAAACAAAGAUCGGCGAUGUCCUCACGGAUGCGAGUUCGAAGCUGACGGAUGAUAAGCCCGUGACGGUGGAAGAUGCUGCCGGAGUUGUGAACGCCGAAGCAAGAAACAAAGAAGACCACGCCACACACCCGGCUGGUGUGGCGGCUUCCAUGGCGGCGGCCGCCGCACUCAAUCAAGAAACCGCCUUUAAUAUCACCGUGUAAUGCUGCUAGUAACCUCCCUACGUACUACUAUAACUACCGACAUAUGCAUGCCUAUAUAUGUACGUGUGUACCAGAAGUUUGUUUGUUUGUUUUUUUUUUUUUUUUUUUUUUUUUGUGUUAAAAGUUAAAACCUACGGAGUAGUAAAUAUCCGUCAAAGUCAAUCUUCCAAACCUUAUAAGCUUUGACUAUGCAAUAUAAGCGUGUAAUUAAUAUAAAUAUAUA